Messenger RNA from Lactuca sativa (garden lettuce), 1434 nucleotides. RefSeq names its product WRKY DNA-binding protein 40 (gene WRKY40). The record is from RefSeq and is a predicted model, not a curated record. Gene Ontology annotation, biological process: regulation of DNA-templated transcription. NCBI's taxonomy places the organism in Eukaryota, Viridiplantae, Streptophyta, Magnoliopsida, Asterales, Asteraceae. Gene Ontology annotation, molecular function: DNA-binding transcription factor activity; sequence-specific DNA binding.
UUCUUCAGUUCAACUCUCUCCUUCUCUUUCUCUCCCUCUUUUCUCUACAACUACUUCAAGAUCAAUCUAUACUGCAACAGGAGUUUUCUUUUAAGAAUCUUUCCAUGGAAUAUACAAGCUUAGUCGACACUUCGUUGGAUCUUAAUUCAAACCCUUCCCACUUCCUCUCUCUAGUUCCUAAACAAGAAGUUCAAAGCAGCUUCAAUAUUGAGCUGGGAUUGAAGAUGUCUUCUGUUAAUGAUCAGGAUGCAAGCGAGUUGGUGGAGGAAUUGAAUAGGGUGAGUGCAGAGAACAAGAAGCUCACGGAGAUGUUGACUGUCAUGUGUGAGAACUACAAUGCUUUGCAAAACCAUUUAGCUGAUUAUAUUAGCAAGAAUCCGGCACCAUCAGAUAGCGCCACCAACAACAACCCCAACAAACGGAAGCCGGAAAACCCCGUGAACCAAAUCAUCAACAAUGAGAGAGGGAACUCCGAAAGCAGUUCAAGCGAUGAAGAUUCUUGUAAGAAACCUCGACAAGAACAAAACCUUAAGGCCAAGAUUUCUAGGGUCUGUGUUCGCACCGAAGCUUCGGAUACGGGCCUUUUGGUGAAGGAUGGAUAUCAAUGGAGGAAAUAUGGACAAAAGGUUACAAGAGACAACCCUUCUCCUAGAGCGUAUUUCAAGUGCUCUCAUGCUCCAACCUGCCCAGUCAAAAAGAAGGUUCAAAGAAGUGUCGAGGAUCAGUCGAUCUUGGUAGCAACUUAUGAAGGAGAGCACAACCAUCCAAACCAAGCUAAAAACGAGCAAGCGGGUUCAUGUUUGAGCCGAACAGUGGCCACCACCACUCUCGGUUCAGUCCCAUGCUCGGCCUCCCUGAGCUCAUCCGGACCCACCAUCACCCUGGACUUGACAAAACCAGUCAGUAACGCGUCGGAUGAACAGAAAGUUGGUGGCAACCGAAGGGUUGACACACCCGAAUUUCAACAGUUUUUGGUAGAUCAAAUGGCAUCUUCGUUGACAAAAGAUCCGAGCUUCAAAGCAGCAUUAGCAGCCGCAAUUUCUGGAAGAAUGGUUCAACAAAAUCAGUCACAAAAGUGGUAGAAUUGGUGGCUACUAGCCAUUGGUGAGAUCAUGGAUGAUGUAGAUACCACAUAGUUGAAAAAGAAAAACAAGUAAAGUGCUAGUGGUAGGAAGCUUCGAUCUGAAAAGAGAUUAGGAGGGAAAAGUUUGUACCCAAGUUGUGGUGGUUGAUUGGUUGGUUUGAUUUGAUUUGGUUCCAAUUUUGAAGGGACUUUGCUCGAUUAUAGGAGAUACCCAUACGAACCAAAUGGCUAAAGCCAUAAGAUACUUGAAUUGUUCAUAUUAAAGAUUAUUUCGGCUUUUUGAUUCCUCUAUUUCGAUCUUAUAGUUGGUUCUUUUUGUGUUUUUGAAUAUGAUAUACGGUUAAGUUUAA